UAUCAACGCUGACUCACCCCCUCUUUUUAGCAAUUCUAGUUUCUUAACCAGCCUUGGCCCCUUUUAGCGAAUUUUCUUCCUUAGUAAUUUUAUUUUUAACAUUCAAAAGUUGCCCUAGAGUUACCGUUCCCUCUCAUUUCAUUUUUUUUUCUCGCUCAAUACGCAGCGGCGCGCUUCACAUGGGUUUUCUCCUGAUUCGCUAUCACUCCUCUUCCCACCUUGCAUACCUUCCUUUUUCCUGAAGUUCCUCGCGAUUCAACUGGGAGCGCCAUCGUCGAAGACCUCCGCGAUUUGGCUUCAAGCAUCGCCGCUGGAAACCCUCGUCUUUUGCGAUCAAGUCCGAAUCAGACGUGAUGUGAAGGAACUGAAAGAAAUCAAAGAAAAACAAAAGAUAGAUGUAGACAUCUCAUAUAUUUGCAGCAGUAAUAAUUUCUGUAUUGAUAAUAUUCAAAAACUCAAACAACUAAACAAGAUGAAGUGCCAUUUAUAGUAGCCUACCGAGUAUUCUAGAUGGCACAAGCUAACCCUAAUCCAGCUAGCUAAAAGGUACUAUCUAAAGAGCAUUAAAUGAAAGCUGCGUACAAGGGAAAACAACCAAAAUAGUAUAACAAAACUGAUACAGUCACGAGCUAACCAGAACGGCCAUAUUCCCAGCUGGGAUUCUUUGAGUCAAACCAUCUUCUAUCCUUGCUGGCAUGCAACGUGGAUAAUGGAGCUGAGGAACGGAAAGCUGAUUCCUCCCGCGAUUCUCCGCGGUUCCACUCCCAGUAUUGCCAUCGAGAACUCUUUGUGGCUCAAUUUCGAGCGUCAUCGUGGAGGACUUCUCGCGACUGAGCUUCAAACGCCGCCGCUGAAAACUCUUUGCGAUUCCGCUCCGAGCACCUCCGUCAAAAGCCCUCGUCCUUCUAUUUCUAACAGCGAGGUACUCAUGAUGUAAAAGUCAUGUCUACAGUAGGUGCGGAGCAAAAUUUGAUAAAUCGUCAACAGGAUAUGCGAUGUACUAGCUUAUCCUCCUCGACUUUGAGACAUAGAGAUUUGAAGGAAAUCAGAGAAAUUCUUGGGGGGUAUCCUUCUAUUCUAGAAGUUAGGCUUCCUCGGUCUAGGGAUGAACGUCCAGAUAACUGUAGGGAGGAUUCAAUUCCUUUGUGGAAGAAUCAUAUAGAUGCGGGAUUACGCUUGCCUCCUCCCCCUUUUAUCUUAGAAGUUAGCCGAUUGUUUGGUAUUCCUUUUUUCCAAAUCUCCCCGGGUGCAAUGCGUAGGGCCCUCGCCUUUCAUAUCGUGUGCCACGUGAAUGGGAUUCAAAAUACUGCUAGGCUAUUCUUUAAGACUCAGGUUCUUAGGAAAACUGGCAUUCAUUACCACUUCAAUUCGAAUCCCAAACAUAAGAUAGAAUUCCUGUCAGGGCUAGGUUCUCGUGACAAAGGGUGGUUGGGUAAAUAUUUCUUUGUGACCAUUAAGGAGGGAGGAUGGCGCUCCCUUGUUGGUGAUUCUGAGAUAAAAUGGCAUCCAUACAAACAUACUCCUCCCUCACCCAGGUCUUUACCUCGGCAUAAUGAGUUCGCCGUUUUUCAUGGAUUAAAUAAACGUCAUGACUCCGGGAAAUUGGAUUGUAAAGCCAUGAUAGAAAGUGCUACUGUUUUAGCCGGCUCUGCACUAUUCUCUGUGUAUCCUCGAGAUAAGAUUGGUAUGUCGUGGAAGCUGAAUUCAGGAGCAAUUGUUCCUGCCUUAACCGGGUCCUUCGCCUCCCCUAUCGGUAUUGCCAGCUCUGGCGUUGUUCCUUCUUCUCACCAGAUUGAUCCAAUUAGCCAAAGUCCAGCGUUCGACUCUGGCCCUCUUCGCGGCAAGUCAUCUGCCAGAGGCACGCCGACCUCUCGAUCUCUUUGUUUGAUCGAUGAUGUUUCCGCCUCAUCUGAUGAAAACGAGCCUCCAACUCGGCAGCCAAGGCGGAAAAGCACGGCUAAGAAAAAUGAUGGUGCUACCUCAAGUGUUGGGAAAAAGAGGCUCAGGAAACAUGCGGGUCUCAGUGAAGAAUCAAGAGUGGCCGUUGAUCACCUCUCCUCCCCUCUCGUUUCUCUUACCCCGGCGUCGUUGGUUAUCCCUCAUCAAUUCUCCCUACCUUCUACUCUUCCCCGAUCUCUGCAGGACUUAAGGGGUACAGAAUUUCAAGAGCGCUUAAUGGCGCAUGUAGUCCCUAGUGACCUCGAGACUAUAAAUACUAUGAAUUCAAAGAGCUUUAAUAAGGAAUUUUGUCAGGCUGUGGAAUGGAUGUCAUUAAGGAUUCUCUCAUCCAUCCAGCGUUCCGAUGCCUUGGAAGAGAAAUUGCAAUCAAAGGACCAAGAAGUUGCUAGAGCUGUGGCCAAGUCUGAUGCCUUGGAAGCAAAACUUGAAGAAGUUAAUUCAGCGCUGAAGUUGCUCAACGCUGAGAAGGCUUCACUGUGUUCUGAGCUGGACCGGAUGCGCAAAUCCCGAGAUGAGGAGAUAGCGCGUGCUGAGGCAGGGCUUCACGAGAGCUAUCAAGUUCAAUUGACUAAGGCAAAAGAGGAGGCCUACAUCUAUGGUACUCGUGAUUGUCGUUUGCAAUACUUCUUGACUGGCGUUGGCCAUCAGUUUCUGAAGAUAAUGUAUGAGGAUACCCUUAAGGCCUUCAGUAAAACGCCAGAGUCCUUAUUUGUCUUGGGGCCGGCGAUGGGAGUCUUGAUUAAAGAUGUGAGCUCAUUGGUGAUGAAUCAGAUCGGUGCCAGUGAUGAUCAGAGAGCUCUCUACAAUUUCGAUCAUGUGGUUAGGGAUGUCGACUCAAAAGCUUUGGAGAAAUGUUUGGGUAUUGAUUCCCAAGCUCCUGCGGGGCCCUUGUGGUGGGCGCCCGUUGCCGAUAAAGCAUUGCAGCUUUUUAUUGCAGGGGUAUGCUCUGAUCCUGUUCCUUCUUCUCCCUUCAUACGAACUCCCUAUUUGGAUGCAGCUCGGGCGAAUGCCGAGCCUAUCAUGACUCGAGUGGACCGUGACAAUCCUUUUUAUGCUCCCGCCUCUCCUGCUCCUGUUGCGGCGAUUUCCGCCAUGAGAUCUUCAAUAGAGCAGUAUCACAGUAAUGUGGUGACUUAUGUCCGUGAAAGUCAAGCCCGGGCAGAGCCAGGUCCCAUCAUCGCUGGAGAUUCCCGGAGUACCGCCCCAUCCGAUCAAGACGAGGUCCUUGAUGGGGAAGUUGAAGCUGAUGCUCCUCCCUAGUUAUCUCCUUGGCCGCCGAGUUUAUUCCUCUCUUUUUUGACUUGGGUUUUGUAGUUUCUAACUCUUAUGCCUUUUUUGGCUGGGACUGUUGAGACCUGCUAUUGAUUUACAAGUGGCAGCGCUGACCCCUUUGACAACUUGAGCAACGUUAUGCUUAUAGUAUAAUAUUAUGCGGUUGGGACCCAACCCGGACAAACCGUUUAUAUAAAUAAUUUUGUUAAAUGAAAUCAAACUUAUUCUUUAGUGCAUUGGUAAUGACUGUGCCUCUUCCUUUGCCUUAAA
Messenger RNA from Salvia miltiorrhiza (redroot sage), 3501 nucleotides. RefSeq lists its product as uncharacterized. NCBI's taxonomy places the organism in Eukaryota, Viridiplantae, Streptophyta, Magnoliopsida, Lamiales, Lamiaceae. The transcript has 6 exons. Bases 943 to 3219 code for a protein of 758 amino acids. The record is from RefSeq and is a predicted model, not a curated record.